CAGGCUUGCUCCCUCUGCCACAGUCAGAGCCACCAUGGCCUGGAAGACCUGGGAGCUGCACCUGCUGCUUUUGCUGGGGCUGGGACUAAGGUCCCGGGGGGCCCUACCGCCRCCCUGUGAGAGCCAGAUUUACUGCCAUGGGGAACUCCUGCACCAAGUUCAGAUGGCCAGGCUCUUUCCAGACGACAAGCAGUUUGUGGACAUGUCGCUCUCCACAGCUCCAGACCAAGUCCUGCAGAGGUUCGGCGAGCUGGCUGAGGCCCACAACCACAGCAUCCCCAGGCAGCAGCUGCAGGAGUUCGUACAGCAACACUUCCAGGCUGUGGGGAAGGAGCUGCAGCCUUGGACCCCCGGGGACUGGAAAGAGAGUCCCCAGUUCCUGCAGAAGAUCUCGGAUGCCAAGCUUCGUGACUGGGCACRGCAGCUGAACCAGAUCUGGAAGAAGCUGGGGAAGCAGAUAAAGCCAGAGGUUCUCAGCCAACCUGAACGAUUCUCUUUGAUCUACUCAAAACACCCCUUCAUUGUGCCCGGCGGGCGCUUCGUUGAGUUCUACUACUGGGACUCCUACUGGGUAAUGGAGGGUCUGCUCCUCUCUGAGAUGACAGAGACUGUGAAAGGCAUGCUGCAGAACUUCCUGGACCUGGUGAAAACCUAUGGGCACAUCCCCAAUGGCGGGCGCGUGUACUAUUUGCAACGGAGUCAACCCCCGCUCCUGACCCUCAUGAUGGAUCGCUACGUGGCUCAUACCAACGACAUCACUUUCCUACGGGARAACAUCGAGACCCUCGCCUUGGAACUGAACUUCUGGACAGUGAAUAGGACCAUCUCUGUGUACUCAGGGGRAAAGAGCUAUAACCUGAAUCGCUAUUAUGUCCCUUUUGGGGGACCCAGGCCCGAGUCCUAUAGCAAAGACGCUGAGCUGGCAGAGACCCUGCCAGAAGGGGACCGAGAGGCUCUGUGGGCGGAGCUCAAGGCUGGGGCUGAGUCUGGCUGGGACUUCUCUUCUCGCUGGCUGGUUGGAGGCCCAAACCCCGACUUGCUCAGCAGCAUCCGAACGAGCAAAUUCGUGCCUGUUGAUCUGAAUGCCUUCCUGUGCCAGGCAGAGGGGCUGAUGAGCAACUUCUACUCCAGCCUGGGGAACCACUCCCAGGCUGAAAGGUACAGAAACUUGCGGGCCCAGCGCUUGGCCGCCCUCAAUGCCCUCCUGUGGGAYGAGCAGAAAGGCGCCUGGUUCGACUACGACACAGAGAAGGGCAAGAACCUGGAGUUUUACCCUUCCAACCUCACCCCGCUCUGGGCCGGCUGCUUCUCUGACCCUGCCACCGUGGACAAGGCUCUGAAAUACCUGGAGGACAGCCAGGUCCUGACCUACCAGCAUGGGAUUCCGACCUCUCUCCGGAACACAGGCCAGCAGUGGGAUUUCCCCAAUGCCUGGGCCCCCCUGCAGGAUCUGGUCAUCAGAGUCCUUCCCUCUGAGAGCUCUGAGCCACCCCYCUUCCUGUCCGGAACUCAACCCUGUAGGAUCCAGAGGACACCCUUUGGCUUCCUCUCCCAGGUGCUGGCUGUCCCUCUGGUCAUAGAUCCCCUGCAUCAUCCCUUCUGGCUCUAG
Molecule: messenger RNA, 1609 nt
Organism: Urocitellus parryii (Arctic ground squirrel)
Lineage: Eukaryota; Metazoa; Chordata; Mammalia; Rodentia; Sciuridae
Gene: Treh
Product: trehalase
Biological process (GO): trehalose catabolic process
Molecular function (GO): alpha,alpha-trehalase activity
Source: RefSeq, a predicted model, not a curated record